AUGGCAUUUGCUUGCCAGCCAGACCUCCGCCGACCUUCUUCAACGCUUUCCAUCGAUACGAAGUCCGUAUCCCUCUUCGGCGACAGUGACACUCUGCCCGACUUUGCUCUGGACCACACCGCCAUCAUGUCGCCCACGCUCACCCAGCGACGAGACUCUUUCAGCACGGCCGCCAAUGGGUUUUGGUCACCUGACGCGCAGCCGUGGGAGGAGUUUCCCGUCAGCUUCAUGGACCGGACCGCGAGCGCAUCGACCAAUCCGUUCCUGCAGCAGGACAACAACCCAUUCACGCGGCUGAACUCUACCCAGGCCGCUGCUUACGGUCAGCAACCCGCCGCCUGGCCAUUGCAUGACGCUGAUUCAGGCUCUUGCACGCCAACGACUGCCAAGACUGAUUAUGCCUUCCACCCGGACUUUGAUACAGGUCCCGCUUCAGCCUUUGGUAUGCCUGUGGGGUCCAACGCUGCCUUCAGUGGCCUACCGCACAGCAACGUGCGGCCCAGCUCGGUGUUCCCAUCCGCCGCAGCCGGGACUCCAGCCAUGCCCCAAUCGCCCCAUUCCCACAAGGAGUGGAUGGCUAUGGCCGCCUCGGAAGUUGAGUCGCGGCCAAUGCCCAAGCGCAUGCGGCCAAACACCCCUCCUAGGUCUUUCUCUCCUGGCUUUCUACGCCGUGACGGGAUCAGAAAGAAGAAUGCUCGCUUCGAGAUCCCGGCGGAGCGAAGUCUCCUCAACAUCGACCACCUAAUCGCCCAGUCGCAAGACGAGGAUGAGAUCAAGGAGCUCAAGCAACAGAAGCGCCUACUUCGGAACAGGCAGGCCGCGCUUGACUCACGGCAACGGAAGAAGAAGCAUACCGAAGAGCUCGAGGAAGAGAAGAAGGCAUGGACCACUCGAUUGGGUGAACUGGAAGACGAGCUCGUGCACAUGCGCAUGCAGCACGAUGCGGCUCUGCAAGAGAAAGACCACUGGCACCGGGAGUUCCUGCAUGCCGAGCAGGUCAAUAACGGCCUUCAGUAUGAGAGGGAAGAGAUGGUCCGGACGCACACACUUGAGACGGGCGAGCUCCGCAAGAAGGUGUCCGUGCUCACCGAGAAGCUUGAAGCUAGCAGCAGCACCGCCAUGUCUCACCAGCCCAGUCAGAGUAGCUUCACCGACUUCGCAGCAGACAUGGAUAACCUUACUAUGGGUGGCAACGACUGGGACAACUACAUCUUCGUCAACGACUUCUGCAUAGACCCCGAGCAGACACAGAACCAGCAGCUUCCUCAGCCAGCGCAACAGCAGCCCCAACAAUCCCUGGUAGUCCGGCAAUCGAAGAAGGAUGAAGACAAGCCUGUCGCUUCGGGGCUUCUGCUUAUGCUCCUCCUCUGCGGUGCUUUCGUCGCCAGCCGGUCAUCCGGCUCAUCCGUGCCCGCGAUUCCACGCAUACCCGACGACGUCCGUGCCGCCUCUACGCAAGUCCUGGAUAGCAUCUUCAAAGACGCCGGCGUAGCACCCUCUUCAACAUCACCGUCCGCGCCCGUCCACUCGUCUAACGUCAUCGUCAAUCAUGUCGAAGGUUGGCCGCGGACGACGCUCUCCGGCGCGGAGUUUGCCAGUCUCUCGAACCUGGACAACCUCCAUCACCACCUCGUCGCUCCGACCAAGGACCAGGAAGCCGAGCAACUCUUCUCCAUCACCCCCGCCCAGUACAACUCCCUUACCUCCACCGACUUCGCCCGCCGUGUCUACAGCGUGCACUCCGACGAUGACCACAGCGCCGCGCUAUCGCCGGCCUCGCAGUCGCCGAGCCACCGCCGCAACUUGGCGGAGACGUUGGCAGCUAUGCGCGAGGAGAGCAAAGGCGAGACGGCUGCCGAGGUGUAUACCAGGAGUCUGCUCUGGGACACCAUCCCCUCCGAAGUCGUCCGCGAGUUCAAGCGGAUGGUUGAGGGAAGCGGCGCGGAUGUCGAUACGCCGCUGAGCAAUGUCGACAGCGGCCUCAAGUGCGAAUGA
Molecule: messenger RNA, 1995 nt
Organism: Coniosporium apollinis CBS 100218
Lineage: Eukaryota; Fungi; Ascomycota; Dothideomycetes
Exons: 2
Coding region: 1-1995 (664 amino acids)
Biological process (GO): regulation of DNA-templated transcription
Molecular function (GO): DNA-binding transcription factor activity; DNA binding
Source: RefSeq, a predicted model, not a curated record